AGUUGCCUUUGUAUGGCUUUGGAUGAUUCAUAUUAAUUGAAUAAUGAAAUGUUAAAAUUUAGCCGAAAAAGCAAAAUCAAAAUUCUGCAUCUGUUCUUCAACAAGUUGUACUACUCGCAAUGCUAUGAGACGAAGACCGUCCAGCUGCCCAUAGGCAAUGUGAAGGGAAAAUAUGAGACUGGACUGGUGGGAUAAAGCUUUUAUAGUUUCGAGGGCAUUCCCUAUGGCAAGCCACCGAUUGGAGAGCUUCGAUUUCGUCCACCGCAACCGGUGGAUCCAUGGAAAGAAUUGGAUUGCCUUCAGGAAGCCGAUUUGCCCGUACAAAAGGGAAGCCAAACUGGGGAGGUAUUCGGAAGUGAAGAUUGCCUUAAAUUAAAUGUAUACACCAAGCAUUUUGAUACUCAGAAACCGUUGCCUGUCAUUGUCUACUUUAAUGGAGGAGGAUAUCGUGAAAAUGGUGCUAGCCGAAGAAGGUAUGGACCGGACUAUCUGAUGCACGAAGAUAUUGUCUUUGUACUCUUCAGCCACCGUCUGUGUACUCUGGGUUUUCUCAGUUUCAGCAGUCCAGAGUUAGGUAUACCUGGCAAUGCUGGAAUGCAUGAUCAGGUGCUUUUGUUGCGUUGGGUGAACAAAUACAUCUCAUAUUUCAAUGGGGACGUAAAUAACAUUACUAUAUUGGGCACAAGUUCUGGGUCUACAUCGGUACAUUUUAUGAUGUGCUUGCCACAGACUUGUGGUUUAUUUCAUCGGUGCAUCAUGAUGUCUGGUUGUAUGCUUAAUCCAUGGGUUAAUUUACCCAACACCGAAACUUUUGCUUAUCGUCUUGCGAAGUUCAAGGGCUACAAUGGAUCUGCAGCAGAUGCAGACGUAUUAAAGUUUCUUUGCUCACUUCCCGCUGAGGAGUUAGUAGACCAUCAUCUAUUUGGAUAUACUGAUUAUUGCUUUGGACAUUUAUAUCCCUUUGUGCCCGCAUUGGAGACUCAACCGAGUAACACUGAUGGUCUUCUUAAUCGUCCUUUUGAUUUGAUGAUGAAAGAAGCUUGGUCAUCGAAUGUCCCUCUGCUAAUAGGAGGCUCUUCGUGCGAGGGAUUGUACAUGUAUCCCUACUGCAAGUUAAACAAUGGACUCUUGAUGGAUCAUCUCAUAAAGCAGCCGGCUUUGAUACUGCCAUAUGAUCUGUAUGUGUGCUCAUCCGAUGUUGAACGAAACAAUAUGGCUGAAAUGUUAAUAAAAUUCCACUACGGACCCAGAAAGAUUUCUAAAUCCGAUGUGAUGCAGACUCUGGAUCAUUUUAGUUACAAACUCUUUUGGCAUGGAUUUCAUAGAGUGGUUCUCUCCCGUCUGGCCUUUGCCAAGGCUCCCACAUAUCUUUACCGUUUUGAUUUUAACUCCCCCAAGUCUAAUUUGCUGCGAGUUGCCUUAUGCGGUGAGGAUAUUCUGAGUGGAGUUUGCCAUGCUGAUGAGUUGGGCUUCAUAUUCCCAAGAAGACGUGAGCAUCUGUGUGAGGCUGGGAAAUUGACUAUCCAAAGAUUAAUUGGAAUUAUUACGACUUUUGCUCGCACUGGAAAUCCUAACUGUGUGGAAACAGAGUCAGAGAUGUGGGCACCCGUAGACCGAAAAGAUCCUUUUAAAGUUAUGAACAUCGGAGAUAAACUUGAGAUACAAACACAACCAGAAAAAGAGGGUAUUAAAGCGUGGAAUAAACUUUACAAUAAUGACGCUUUCUUACUAUAUAACGGAUAG
This is a messenger RNA of Drosophila albomicans, 1743 nucleotides long. RefSeq names its product esterase B1-like. The record is from RefSeq and is a predicted model, not a curated record. NCBI's taxonomy places the organism in Eukaryota, Metazoa, Arthropoda, Insecta, Diptera, Drosophilidae.